CGGUGUCAUGGCGCGGCAACGAUGACCGAGAGCGUGUUCCUCAUCGACGAAUCUAGCACGAAGGCCAGUAUGUGGGGCGGAUUUCGCUGCAACAGGGCUUUCGUGAUACUGUUCCUCCUAAACGUGAUCGUCUUCCAAAGCAUCAUAUAUUAUCAGGAGCACAAGAAAUGGCAGGAGAUCAGGUCCAGGUUGGACCCGGUGAUAGCGGAUCUACAGGACGUGCAGGGGCUGACGUACGGGUUGCUGAAGAGGCUGGAGGCACACGGCCUCUUCGUCGAGAACGUCCGCGGGCGGGACGACGGUAGCCGGCCGGUGAUCUACGCGAUCACGCCUACGUUCGCCAGGCCCGUGCAGAAGGCCGAGCUCACCCGGUUGGCGCAGACGUUCCUACAUGUCCCCAAUUUUCACUGGCUCCUCGUAGAGGACGCGCCGCAGAAGACCGCCCUGGUCACCCGAUUCCUGGAGACCAGCGGCCUGAUCUACACCCAUCUGUCCGUGUCGACCCCGCCGAAUUACAAGCUCGGCAGGAACGACCCGAAUUGGAAAAAGCCGCGCGGGGUUGAGCAACGAAACGCGGCGCUAAGAUGGCUCAGGGAGAACCUCAAGCCGUCUGACAAAGGCGUCGUAUACUUUGCCGACGACGAUAAUACUUAUUCUGUUAAACUUUUCCACGAGAUGGAGAAAAUACAAAAAGUUGGCGUUUGGCCGGUCGGCCUAGUCGGCGGUCUAAUGGUAGAGAAGCCUAUUUGCGACAACGCCACUAAUAAAGUAAUCGGUUUUAACGCGGCGUGGAAACCGGAUCGGCCGUUUCCACUCGACAUGGCAGGCUUCGCUAUUAAUCUCGAAUUACUGUUGGAGCAUAAAGACGCGUGGUUCUCAUACGACGUGCAAGGCGGCUAUCAGGAGAGUGAGAUACUUAGACAAUUAGUCACGAAGGAUCAAUUGGAGCCACUGGCGGACUGCUGCACGAAGGUGUACGUGUGGCAUACGCGAACGGAACCGCCGCAAUUAAAUGUCGAGCAGAUGUUGAUCAAGAAAGGUAAGCGUUCCAAUGCCGGCAUCGAGGUAUAAAAAAGAAAAGGUUG
Messenger RNA from Temnothorax curvispinosus, 1085 nucleotides. RefSeq names its product galactosylgalactosylxylosylprotein 3-beta-glucuronosyltransferase I (gene GlcAT-I). The transcript has 4 exons. Gene Ontology annotation, biological process: carbohydrate metabolic process; chondroitin sulfate proteoglycan biosynthetic process. NCBI's taxonomy places the organism in Eukaryota, Metazoa, Arthropoda, Insecta, Hymenoptera, Formicidae. The record is from RefSeq and is a predicted model, not a curated record. Gene Ontology annotation, molecular function: galactosylgalactosylxylosylprotein 3-beta-glucuronosyltransferase activity. Gene Ontology annotation, cellular component: Golgi membrane. The coding region runs from base 22 to 1071 and encodes 349 amino acids.